Messenger RNA from Zasmidium cellare ATCC 36951, 279 nucleotides. RefSeq lists its product as uncharacterized. Gene Ontology annotation, cellular component: membrane. The record is from RefSeq and is a predicted model, not a curated record. The transcript has 2 exons. Lineage: Eukaryota; Fungi; Ascomycota; Dothideomycetes; Mycosphaerellales; Mycosphaerellaceae. Bases 1 to 279 code for a protein of 92 amino acids.
AUGAUCUCCGCAAUCCUCCUUGUCAUCAUCGCCAUCUUCCUGCCUCCAGUUGCGGUAUACAUCGUUGCUGGCUGCGGAGCCGACCUUCUCAUCAACAUUGCUCUCACGAUUUUGGGCUACUUUCCAGGCCACAUUCACGCCUUCUACGUCCUCUACGUCUACUACAACCGGAAAGAGCAAGUGCAGCAGGGCUACUACGAUGACAGACCUGCGCCGGGCGUGUACUCGCAGAAUGUGCAGACUGGAGGACAGGGCUAUGGUACAAUGGGGGCACACUGA